Messenger RNA from Symbiodinium sp. CCMP2592, 591 nucleotides. NCBI's taxonomy places the organism in Eukaryota, Dinophyceae, Suessiales, Symbiodiniaceae. The record is from the annotation of a GenBank genome assembly.
AUGGGUGGCUGGGUCUCGGCUUUCCUCUACCGCCGGCCCCUCAUGUCGGUCUUCUCACAUGCCUUUGGUCUGGUCGACAGCCUUUCGCUUGAUCCGGCAAACCCCAGGACCAUUGGGCUUCCAGGUGACGUUGCUAGUGAGCUUGUUCUGGCUGCGGCCCUUGCUCCUUUGGCGGUGUCGGACCUCGCCGAGAAAUGGGAUGAGCAGGCUUAUGCCACCGACAGCAGCGAGGAGAAGGCGGCAAUUGUUGCUACACGUGUCCCUCCUGAGCUCACUUCUCUUCUGUGGCGGGCAUCGGACAGAAAGGGCGCUGCAACAAAGCUCCUCUCCAGAGCGCAGGUUGCCAUUGCUCGCGCGGACCCCAGCUUCGAAGAAGCCGCCCUCGCUCCUGAUCCAUUUGAGGACCGUGACGCCAGCUCGGGGCCUGGGUGCCGCCCGGUUGGCUUCCGUUUUCAUUUUCUGCAGAUUGGCGGCAAGCCCGCCGACUUGAGCAGUAUCGUUGGUGCCUGGGGCUUUGAGGUUGGGCCCCUCCUGGACUUGACCUUUUCUCCCCACUACGACCUCGCCGAUGUGGCUCCUCAGCCUUCUUGA